AUGCCAGCUAUAGUUAUCAAAGAUUAUACUUGGCGACAAACGUCGGAAUUCGUGAUGUUAAACGUACCUUUGAGAGGUCAUCCUGCGAAGGUAGACUUAUUCGUAAUCGACAAUUACGUGAAGAUCAGCUUUCCACCCUUCAUAUUGGAAUUGUUUCUUUGGGCCGACAUCGCCGAAAAAGAAAGCGAAUGUACUGUUACCGACACGGAGGCGAUACUUUUAUUGCGGAAAAUACAGAUCGGCCAAGAGUGGCCCUCUCUCGAUAUACAAAAUAUCGACAACGAGACACGCCGGAAAUAUCGAAAUCGAGCUUUGGAACGUUUUCAGGCGGACGUUGAAGAACGCGAAAGAAUUAAAAGUGAAAAACGUCAGUGCUUGCAAAAAGAAGCGGUGAAGGAACAAAUUAGCAUUAAUACAGCAACGCUGAAUAAGAUAGAAGCCAUUCGCGAUGCUCACCGGAAGGAAGCCAUGGAGGAUUUCGAGAAUUGGAGAUCGAAAGCUGAACUACCGUUUCUUCCUGACGCUGACGGACAGAUACAGGAAAAUAGGAAAGCUUACAAACCACCGUUGAAAUGGUUCAAAGACGACAAUAACACGUUAAAAUCUCGACCAAUGGCCGACGAUGAAAUAUUUAAUAACGAUACGAUUGACGAGGGACUCCGAUCUGUUGAAUUGAAGGAACUCGAAGAACCACCCACCUCGGGUGAAAACGUAAAUGUGGCGAACGAUGGAAAUCCAGAAAUUAACGAGAAAACCGAAGAGAUCGAGACGGAAAGGAAUUUCUUCGAUGGUACAGACGAUUCCAGCUCGGAAGAUUCCGAAUCGCCGCGCGAAUUUGAAUCGCCUAGUUUCGCCAAGGAAAUGGAAGGGAAAAGGUUGCGUAAGCUCUACGCGAAAAAGAGAAAUACGAGACCAGGAGCGGAAUUCGUGAAAGCUGUGAUAAAUGGGGAACUUGUGAGAAGAAAGAGUAUAUUCGAAGAGCCCUCAAGAUCGGUUCCGUUGCCGAGAAGGAACAGUACCAUCAACGUAACGUUCACGGAUAGGAAGUUUCCCACUCCUGCCAGAGAAAGUUCUCACCUCGAGGAACAAGAGUGGCUGGAAAAACAGGCAGAAGCGAGACGCAAAGUUGGCUUCGAUACGGAUGAUCUGCGAUUGGAGGAACGCGAUCCGCAAUGGUUGAACGAUAAAGGAGAUGAAUUUCUCAAAGUUGGAAACUACUUGGCAGCUAUCAGCGCUUAUACGUGCGGAAUUAAGAUCAGCGAUAAAAUGGUAUCGCUUUACGCGAACCGAUCAGCAGCGCAGUAUGCGUUAGGGAAUUACCGUAGAUGCAUAGAAGACUGUUCCAAAGCGUUGGAACUAAUGGUGCCGAAAUGCGAAGGCAAUCGAGAGUCAAGAGCCAGGUGUCACGCUCGACGGGGCGCAGCACUCUGUAAAUUGUCCUCGCCUCAGCACGGAAUUCCUGAACUAGAAGCUGCUCUGAAAUUGAUGCCGGACGAUAAAAGCAUCCAAUGCGAUUUGCUAGCUGCGAAACAACACUUCGACGUGAAAGAUUGA
Messenger RNA from Hylaeus volcanicus, 1554 nucleotides. Its product is annotated as dynein axonemal assembly factor 4-like. Gene Ontology annotation, biological process: outer dynein arm assembly; inner dynein arm assembly; cilium movement. Gene Ontology annotation, molecular function: protein binding. The record is from RefSeq and is a predicted model, not a curated record. Bases 1 to 1554 code for a protein of 517 amino acids. NCBI's taxonomy places the organism in Eukaryota, Metazoa, Arthropoda, Insecta, Hymenoptera, Colletidae. The transcript is spliced from 7 exons.